Molecule: messenger RNA, 1437 nt
Organism: Tachyglossus aculeatus (Australian echidna)
Lineage: Eukaryota; Metazoa; Chordata; Mammalia; Monotremata; Tachyglossidae
Gene: CACNG1
Product: calcium voltage-gated channel auxiliary subunit gamma 1
Exons: 4
Coding region: 67-741 (224 amino acids)
Biological process (GO): regulation of calcium ion transmembrane transport via high voltage-gated calcium channel; calcium ion transmembrane transport
Cellular component (GO): L-type voltage-gated calcium channel complex; membrane
Molecular function (GO): calcium channel regulator activity; voltage-gated calcium channel activity
Source: RefSeq, a predicted model, not a curated record
GGGGCCCGGGAAGAGAAGCGGCUUGCCCCCCGGCGUCCACUGCUUGGGGGUCCGCGGCCCCUUACCAUGGACGAGGCCAAGGCCCUGAAAGUCCGGCUGACGUUCGUGGCCAUCCUGGUGGGGGUGUGCCUGAUGCUGGCCGCCGUGGUGACGGACCACUGGGCCGUGCUCAGCCCCAAGGUGGGCCGCUCCAACGCCACCUGCGAGGCGGCCCACUUCGGCCUCUGGCGCCUCUGCACCAAGCGGAUCUUCGUGGUCGACCCCGACCGCCGGGGCUGCGGACCCAUCGACCUGCCCGGGGAGCGCAACUGUUCGUACUUUAGACAUUUCAACCCCGGAGAGAGCUCGGAAAUCUUCGAGGUGACAACCCAGAAAGAAUACAGCAUCUCAGCGGCCGCCAUCGCCAUCUUCAGCAUUUUCUUUAUGAUCAUGGGAACCAUCAUCACACUCCUGUCCUUCCGGAAGAAGAAGGAUUACCUCCUGAAGCCAGCUGCCAUGUUCUAUAUCUUUGCAGGCCUCUGCAUCAUCAUCUCCGUGGAGGUGAUGCGCCAGUCGGUCAAGCGGAUGAUCGACAGUGAGGAAACGGUCUGGAUUGAGUACUAUUACUCCUGGUCCUUCGCCUGUGCCUGCGCCGCCUUCGUCCUGCUCUUCAUCUUUGGCAUCGCCCUGCUCCUCAUCUCCCUGCCCCGCCUGCCCCGGAACCCCUGGGAAACCUGUAUGGAUGCAGACCCGGAGCACUGACAGGGUUUCCCGCUCUGUGCCUGCCCGCUCUGGGGCCCCUCAGACUUUUACCUUGGAAACCGACCGGCGACGUCCACCCGGCCAGAGCCGCUCGCCUGGGUGGGAGAUUUGCAUGGUGGCCGGGUGCUGUCCUUCCCCGUCCGUGGGGGUCACCGGCAGGGCCGCCGCCACCUCCUCUCCCUCCUUUUUCAGUCCCAGCCUUCCCUUCUCCUUUAAGAUGACCCUUUAUCCGAGGCUUUCUUCCUUCAGUGAAGGGGAGGAUGGCGCACUGCUGAGUUGUGAUCCAGUGUCAGUCAGUAAGGUCAAAGGCGAGUAUCCUCAAGGGAUGCUUUUCUGUCCCUCAAGGAUACAGUUUUCAGACUGGGGUUUAAGAUGCCACCAGCCUGUCUGUCUCCCGCUGCCCCUGGGGCUUCAAACUGUCCUUCCCAGAAAUGAUUUCAGGCAGCUUUGCUUUAGGCUGUCAUUUGUAAACAAGUCCCUGUCCCCGUUUUGCUUUCUCCCCCAUGACCGUGUCACACUAGUGUCGCGGGUGUGAAUGAGUGGUAGGACAGCAGUCUGGAGAUGAUUACAGAUGGGAUUGUGUAAAAGGUCCUCGGCCCUCUUCUCCCCAGUGCUGAGCAAAACAGGCAGUGCUGCUUUUGUGAUUUUCUAAGCCGAGAGUCCUUCUCUGGCCCAGUGCACUACAGUUCCUAAGGA